Seminavis robusta is the source of this 1509-nucleotide messenger RNA. The record is from the annotation of a GenBank genome assembly. NCBI's taxonomy places the organism in Eukaryota, Bacillariophyta, Bacillariophyceae, Naviculales, Naviculaceae.
GCCUCCAACCUUCACUACAGUGUACUAGCUCUAGCUAGCAACCGGCAGCACUUGCUGUUGGCGCCCAUCAUCUCACAUCGCAGAAUACCGAACAGCACACGAGUUUCGACACCAAGAACUUCUACUAGCUAGCUAGCCAGCUAGUAUAUCGAGGCGGUGCCUUUCGACACAAGAGAGCAAACAAAGAGGAUGGUAAAAGACGACAUUGGUUAUCUGAUUGGAACUGGGGUUGCUCUGGGCUUCAUCCAUGUCCUCACAGGCCCAGAUCACCUAUCGGCAUUGGCAACUCUAAGCGCCAAUGUCGGCAACCACCUAGACGCGGCAUUGCUAGGCGUUCGAUGGGGUAUCGGGCACUCGUCAGGCCUUCUUCUGGUGGGGACUGUAUUGAUAAUACUCAGUCAAGCCGGUCAAGAUACCGUUGACAUGCCCGAUGCUGCUACCCACUUUUUCGAAUCCAUUGUCGGAGUUUUUAUGCUCUUGCUGGGAGUCUACGGGAUAAGGAAGGCUUGGUUGAAGCGCCCUGCAACUCACUAUGAUGCCAUUGACAAUCAACAUAGUCCGGGAAAAUUGAGAGUGAGUAACGGAGAAAAAGAACUGCGACAAGUUGGAAAUGAUGGGCUUUUUAAAAUUGAUUCCGAGGACGCGGAAGUGAAUAAUCACGGGGAAGGCUCAGCAGACGACGGCGACCCCCUUGGCGAUUCCGCAUCGUCGUUAGAAAUUCAGUUUGAUGGCGAUGAUGGUCCAGUGUGUAUACCACCUCCGGUAUUUCGACAGUUGGAAGGUCAGGGAGGCAGUGCGAUUAUGGCACUUUCCAGCGACGAUUCAGAAAUGGAAGAAGCCGUGGUUGUGGAACAGGCUUAUAUGGAUACAGUCUCACCAUCCAGAUGCCGACGGCUUAUCCACGAAGGAACAUCGAGAUUAUCAGCCAAAACUAUUGCGUUCCUAGCAGGCAUUGUCCAUGGGCUUGCUGGACCUGGUGGAGUCCUCGGUGUUAUCCCCGCUGUUCAGCUGCAAAACUGGAAAUUGGCUGCGGUUUAUCUGAGCUGCUUCUGCAUCAGCUCUACUCUUACUAUGGGCUGUUUUGCUACCGCCUACGGAGCUUGCAGCUCCAAAAUUGUCAGUCAUGGUUCGAGAGGAAGAGAGUUCCAGAUCGAGUGCAUGUCAGCGUCUCUCAGCAUCCUUGUGGGCAUCACCUGGUUGACUUUGCUAGCUUUGGGAAAGCUCGAAGAUGUUUUCCCUUAGCCAUCCUGAAGGAUCUGGGAGUCCAGCAUAUUCAUUCAGAGAUUCGGACAGACAUAAGAGACUUGGGGAAUUACUAUUCGCAGAGCCGGUACUGGCUGAGCAAGAAGGGAGCUACCUCCUUUCACCGCCAGCUUUCGUUGAUUCGAUACGUUUUAAUUAAAAUAUACAACUUUAGAGGAAUCUUUUCGGUUUCCGUUGUGAUCAUGAGAUCUCUACAGCGAUGCGGACUCUCCGAUCCUACUUGCCAGCACUAUUGCAACUGAACGA